Eriocheir sinensis (Chinese mitten crab) is the source of this 1450-nucleotide messenger RNA. RefSeq lists its product as uncharacterized. The transcript is spliced from 3 exons. NCBI's taxonomy places the organism in Eukaryota, Metazoa, Arthropoda, Malacostraca, Decapoda, Varunidae. Bases 182 to 1450 code for a protein of 422 amino acids. The record is from RefSeq and is a predicted model, not a curated record.
GACCGGCCUUCAGCUAAACAUCAAUAACACAAUGGUUGGUUUUAUAAGUCACUUCGCUUCUCACAUUAACAAUUUCUAAAGGUUAAAGAAGGGUCAGUCGGGUUCUAAUGAGUGUUUCCUUAGGUUCACGGUACAGAGGAAGGGUCACACUACCACCAGGGUCAUAAAACUACUCCUGGAAAUGCCCACAACUCCUACGAAAGCCUUGUCAAAUGUGUGUUUCCUUAGGUUCACGGUACAGAGGAAGGGUCAGACUAACACCAGGGUCACAAAACUACUCCUGGAAAUGCCCACAACUCCUACGAAAGCCUUGUCAAAUGUGUGUUUCCUUAGGUUCACGGUACAGAGGAAGGGUCACACUAACACCAGGGUCAUAAAACUACUCCUGGAAAUGCCCACAACUCCUACGAAAGCCUUGUCAAAUGUGUGUUUCCUUAGGUUCACGGUACAGAGGAAGGGUCAGACUAACACCAGGGUCACAAAACUACUCCUGGAAAUGCCCACAACUCCUACGAAAGCCUUGUCAAAUGUGUGUUUCCUUAGGUUCACGGUACAGAGGAAGGGUCACACUAACACCAGGGUCACAAAACUACUCCUGGAAAUGCCCACAACUCCUACGAAAGCCUUGUCAAAUGUGUGUUUCCUUAGGUUCACGGUACAGAGGAAGGGUCAGACUAACACCAGGGUCACAAAACUACUCCUGGAAAUGCCCACAACUCCUACGAAAGCCUUGUCAAAUGUGUGUUUCCUUAGGUUCACGGUACAGAGGAAGGGUCAAACUACCACCAGGGUCAUAAAACUACUCCUGGAAAUGCCCACAACUCCUACGAAAGCCUUGUCAAAUGUGUGUUUCCUUAGGUUCACGGUACAGAGGAAGGGUCAAACUAACACCAGGGUCAUAAAACUACUCCUGGAAAUGCCCACAACUCCUACGAAAGCCUUGUCAAAUGUGUGUUUCCUUAGGUUCACGGUACAGAGGAAGGGUCAAACUAACACCAGGGUCAUAAAACUACUCCUGGAAAUGCCCACAACUCCUACGAAAGCCUUGUCAAAUGUGUGUUUCCUUAGGUUCACGGUACAGAGGAAGGGUCAGACUACCACCAGGGUCAUAAAACUACUCCUGGAAAUGCCCACAACUCCUACGAAAGCCUUGGCAAAUGUGUGUUUCCUUAGGUUCACGGUACAGAAGAAGGGUCAAACUAACACCAGGGUCACAAAACUACCCCUGGAAAUGCCCACAACUCCUACGAAAGCCUUGUCAAAUGUGUGUUUCCUUAGGUUCACGGUACAGAGGAAGGGUCACACUACCACCAGGGUCAUAAAACUACUCCUGGAAAUGCCCACAACUCCUACGAAAGCCUUGUCAAAUGUGUGUUUCCUUAGGUUCACGGUACAGAGGAAGGGUCACACUACCACCAGGGUCAUAAAACUACUCCUGGAAAUCUGUUAA